AUGAACAAUUUGUUGGACGACACGGAUCAAAUCAUCACAGUGGCAACCUCGGUCGCUUUCGUGGCGGCACCUCUCCUCUAUUACCGAAUCACCAAUUAUUUCUGGAACAGACACAACAAACCGCAUCCACUGGCCACGAUUCUCAAGGCACAGGGCAAUCAAAUCAAGCCACCCUUUCCUCAAACAGUCCGAGAUUUAUUGUCCAAAUGCAAUCUGGCCUACCUUUCCACCAUUGAUCAAGACCUCUCGAGCUCGCAUUUGAGUCUCAUGCGAUUUACCUAUUUGAAUGACCCUGACGAUGGGGAAGUUGUCAUCAUGAGUACCAACACACAAACCAAAAAGUUUGGAAUGUUGCAAAAACAGAAAGGAGUGGCAUUAUUGAUACAUGAUUUUGGAUCGGGUGGGAAUUAUGAAUGUGGGGCGUAUUCCAUUACCCUGAAUGGGGAGUGUCGGAUCGUGGACGCGCCUCAAAAGGCAGAAGAAUAUCGGCAAGCACAUUUAAAACACAAUCCGGAAUAUCCGCAAUUCAUUGUGGGAGAACACAUUGCCAUUUUGUGCAUUGAUGUCAAGUCGGCAAGGAUUUGCAACAUUAACGAUCAAGUGAUCAAAUGGGAUGUCUCUGAUAAUCAUAUUGGUACUGCCAGCGGUAAUAGGACGGCGACGGCGGAAGUAUCCACCAAUGGUAGCAGUAAAGGAGCACCGACAGUAUUGCGGGUAUAG
Molecule: messenger RNA, 720 nt
Organism: Cylindrotheca closterium
Lineage: Eukaryota; Bacillariophyta; Bacillariophyceae; Bacillariales; Bacillariaceae
Source: the annotation of a GenBank genome assembly